Molecule: messenger RNA, 1938 nt
Organism: Scomber scombrus (Atlantic mackerel)
Lineage: Eukaryota; Metazoa; Chordata; Actinopteri; Scombriformes; Scombridae
Product: E3 ubiquitin-protein ligase TRIM39-like
Exons: 2
Coding region: 129-1367 (412 amino acids)
Molecular function (GO): zinc ion binding; protein binding
Source: RefSeq, a predicted model, not a curated record
GAAACUUAACAUUAAUCAGAGGACAGCAGAGCUGCAGUCGAGUCUCUCCACUUCUGUCCAAAUAUAAAUGAAACUGAGUUCAUCAAGUCUUUCUCAACAACACAGCAGAGUCUCUGCCAAACACUGAUAUGUCUGCUGCCAGCUGCUCAGAGCAACAAGCUCCCAAACCAGAAGACAAGAUGUGCAUGAAGCACGAUAAACCUCUGGAGCUGUUCUGUAAGACCGACCAGACAUUUGUCUGCAUGCUCUGCACCUAUUCUGACCACAAGACACAUGAUGCUGUUCCUCUGAAAGAAGAAUAUGAAGGAAAGAAGGCAGAGCUGGGGAAGACAGAGGCUGAAAUUCAGGAGAUGAUCCAGAAGAGACGACUGAAGAUUCAAGAGAUCAAACAGUCAGUUGACCUCAGUGAGGAAGCUGCAGACAGAGAGAAAGCAGAAGGUGUUCAGGUCUUCACCGCUCUGAAGGAGUCUGUUGAGAGAAGCCUGAAUGAGCUCAUUGAGACGAUUGAAGAGAAGCAAAGAACAACAGAGAAACAGGCUGAAGACUUCAUCAAAGAGCUGGAACAGGAAAUCUCUGAGCUGAAGAAGAGAAGCUCUGAGGUGGAGAAGCUCUCACACUCUGCAGACCACCUCCACCUCCUCCAAAACUUCCCGUUCCUGAAAGCUGCUCCACCCACCAAAGACUGGACAGAGGUCAGCGUCCAUCCACCGUCAUAUAAGGGGACUGUGGUGAGAGCUGUGGCUCAGCUGGACGAGAUGCUCAGUAAACAGAUGACUAAGCUGCUUGAAGCUGAGCUGAAGAGGGUCCAGCAGUAUGCAGUGGAUGUGACUCUUGAUCCUGAUACAGCACAUCGUAAACUCAUCCUGUCUGAUGAUGGGAAACAAGUAUAUGAUAGUGAUGUGGAGAAGGAUCUCCCAGAAAAAUCAGAGAGAUUUUUAGUUUAUACAAAUGUGUUAGGAAAGCAGAGUUUCUCUUCAGGCAGAUUUUACUUUGAGGUUCAGGUUAAAGGGAAGACUAAAUGGAAUUUAGGAGUGGCCAGAGAGUCGGUUGACAGGAAGGUACUAAUGGAACUGAAGCCUGAGAAAGGUUACUGGGCUAUACUUUUGACAAAUGGAAAUGAGUACUUUGCUUGUAAUAACCCUUUAGUCGAUCUUUCUCUGAAGUCUCCUCCUCAGAAGGUGGGGGUGUUUGUGGAUUAUGAGGAGGGUCUGGUCUCCUUUUAUGACGUAGAUGCUGCAGCUCUUAUCUACUCCUUUACUGGCUGCUCCUUCACUGAGAAACUUUACCCAUACUUUGGUCCCUGUGUUAAUGAUCGUGGUAAAAACUCCGCCCCUCUGAUCAUCUGUCCUGUCAAUCAAACUGAGUAAUCAGCUGUUUUAUUUCAUGAGAGCAAAUAUAAACAUUCAGUGUCUCUGUGCAUUAUACAACUUCUGAUCAAAUUCAGACAAUUUUAUGCUCAUUUCUAGAUAAAAUCAAAGUUUACAAAGAAACCAAAAGUCUCAUGCUCCAUCUUUGUAAAUGUGAGGUUUUACUGCUAUUCUCUGCUCUAUAUAAUAGAAACUGAAUAUGUUUUGGUUCUUGGACUUCUAUCCUUUUCUGACCUUUUAUAGAGUAAAUAUCAAUCAAAAAGAUAUUAGAGAGGUUAAUUUUAAUGGCAAUAAUCAUUAGCUGCAGUAAAAGGUGAUUAACAGAAUAUAUGUGCAUGUACAAUUUUUAUAUUUGAGGUUUGGUUUGUUAUCGGCCACUUUGCCAUUUUCUGUUUGUUUGAAUAAUGAUGAGAUUGAUUAUGAUUUAAAGAAAUCUGUAAAUAUGUGAUUGUAAAAGAAACCAACUGUAAACUAAACUAGUUGUGUAGUUUUAAUGUGAUGCUUUAACAACAUGACCUGAGUAAGCAGUGACUUGUUGAACACCAAACACUAAAAAUAAAGCCUGGUUUAC